AUGGACAUCAUACAGGCCGUCUCCGGCUACAUCACCAAGAUGGUGUCGGUCGGGGACAGCGCUGCGACUGGCACCUCCGCGGCCAAGAUGAAGAUCCUCCUCCUCGACAACGAGACUGUCCCCAUAGUAUCGACUGCGACAACACAGUCCGCCCUCCUCAACCAUGAAGUCUACCUUACCGACCGCCUCGACAACCCAAAGCGGGAGAAGAUGCGCCAUCUUCGCUGCCUAUGCUUUGUGCGACCGUCGCCCGAGUCUAUCCAGAACCUCAUCGAAGAGCUGCGAGAGCCCAAGUACGGGGAAUACAACAUCUACUUCAGUAAUAUAAUCAAAAAGUCGUCAUUGGAGCGCCUCGCCGAAGCUGACGACCACGAAGUCGUACGCGCUAUUCAGGAAUACUUCGCCGACUUCCUCGUCAUAAAUCCCGACCUCAUGUCGCUCAACCUCGGAUUUCCCGAUCAUCGGAUAUGGAGCACAAGCCCGGAUGCGUGGAAUCAGGAUGCGCUACAAAGAUCGACCGAGGCAGUCAUGGCCUUACUUCUGUCGCUGAAGAAGAAGCCCUUGAUACGAUACCAGAAGAACAGUUUGCUCGUGAAGAAGCUGGCGACCGAGGUCCGAUACCAUAUGACACAGGAAGAGCAACUGUUCGACUUCCGCAAAACAGAUACCCCGCCCAUACUUUUGAUUGUCGACCGAAGAGACGACCCGGUGACACCGCUGUUGACGCAAUGGACGUAUCAGGCUAUGGUUCACGAGCUGCUCGGAAUACACAAUGGACGGGUGGACCUACGCGAUGUGCCAGAGAUACGUCCUGAGCUCAAGGAGAUCGUGUUAUCGCAGGAGCAGGACCCUUUCUUCAAGAAGAACAUGUAUCUCAACUUCGGCGAUUUAGGGCAAAACGCAAAAGAGUAUGUCGAGCAGUUCGCGUCAAAGCAGCAGGGAUCGCAAAAGCUCGACUCUAUUGCCGAUAUGAAGCGCUUUAUCGAGGACUUUCCCGAGUUCCGCAAGCUUUCCGGCAACGUCACCAAGCACGUCACACUUGUCGGUGAGCUGAGCAGACGAGUUGGCGAGGAGAGUCUACUGGACAUCAGUGAGCUCGAACAGAGCCUGGCAUGUACAGACAACCAUUCCAACGACGUCAAAUCGCUGCAAAGGAUCAUCCAAGAUCCAAAGGUCCCGGCGAACAACAAGCUCCGGCUGGUUGCCAUCUACGCGUUGCGCUACUCAAAGACCUCGUCAAACUCCACAGCUAUGCUACUUGACUUGCUCGCUGUUGCGGGUGGACUGUCACGGCAUCGCAUUAACCUCAUCACAAAGCUGCUGACCUACCAUGACUCGCUGCAAGCGACUACGGCGGCAGGUGGAGUGCCGGACCUUUUCCAACCUGGGUCAUUCUUCGGAGGUGCCCGAGAUCGACUCAAGGGCUUGAAGGGUGUUGAGAACGUCUACACACAGCACUCGCCUCGCUUAGAGGCUACGUUGCAGGACAUGAUCAAGGGUCGCUUAAGCCAGCAGCUGUACCCCUUCGUCGAGGGUGGCGGAUCGACAAAGGACAAGCCGCAGGACAUCAUUGUCUUCAUGGUCGGCGGCGCAACAUACGAGGAAGCUAAGAUGGUUGCGCAAGUCAAUGCUAGUUCCCCAGGUAUUCGAGUCGUGCUCGGCGGUACCACUGUGCACAAUAGCACUUCCUUCUUGGAGGAAGUAGAAGAUGCCGUCGACUCGUGGCCCGAGCCUCCCGCUACAUCAGCUGCGGCUCGCCUGAAGAGAGAAAACUGCACAGCCUUCGGGCGCGAGUGCGUCUUCAUCACCGUCCCUGAGAGCGCUGCGCGCAAGAAAGAGAGGGAGCAGAGAGAGCGCGCACAGAGUAAGAGUGGCGCUGGUGUCACCAUCCCGGACUGGACCAAGAACCUCCCCGUGCGCACGCAGAGUAGCGCCAGUGUGCAUGAUGGGUACGAGAAUGCGAAUUCCGUCGACACCACCACGCCUGGCACGCCUCCGCGAGACUAUGAAUGGGAAGCCUACCAGCAGGAUGUCGAGCCCGAAACGGAUGCCUGGGAGAGACUGCCCGCAGAGCCUGAAGAGACGCAGGACGAUGUGUACGAGGACGAGAAUGACGAUGAAGAUCAGAUUGCGACGGAUCUCACGAUUCGAAUCGGGAGGAUGAUCAUUUGUGAGAAUGUCACCGGAUUUUUCCGCCCCCAAUACGCCGAAGAGCUCGGCAAGCUUCUGUCUGAGAGCUUCACCCCGUCGUCAUCAGUCACGGGCCAGAGAGCGACACAAUCGUCUGCUCUGCUGUCCGCAGAACAGAUGCCGUCCCUUGCACCAUCACUGAACCUGCUGCUAGGUGGCUCGCUGCCUCUACAUCAAAACAAUGAUGUGGAAGCACCGCAGCUACCGACUAAGAUGGAAGCAGAGGGACUACUACAGCGAUACACGGAAGCUGUCAGCCCUCUUGCGCACGUUUUGCAUCUUCCGUCGUUCAAGCGCAUGUUUGACCGCUUUUGGAUGAAUCUCGAGAUUGGAAAUCCCAACCAGAAUUCAUGUACUGCCUUGAUAUUGGCCGUGUGCAUGGCUGCUGCGGCCUCUGUAUCGCCUCUGCAAGCCAAGUCGCAGUUUGGCAUCACGAAAGAGGACCUGUUCUUGCGCUUACAAAAAGCUACGGAGCGGGCAUUGCUUCGUGCUAAUUGGGCGAAGACGUCCAAUAUACGGACUUUGCAAGCCUUGACGAUCUAUUUGAUACCCCUCUGUCGAGCGCAAAUAUCUCGAGCGACGUCUGUCGUAGUUGGUGCUCUGGUUCGCCUGGCACAAUGUAUAGGCAUACAUCGCAUGAGCCACAGCUCAGCCAACAGCCUGACACCCCUACAGCGACACGUUCGAUCGCUCUUGUGGUACCAAAUCUGCUUCUUAGACUUCAAGACAGCCGAAGCGCAGGGGCCCCAUCCAUCCAUUCGAUCGGACGAUUUCGACAUUGCGCUCCCGUUAAAUGUAGAUGACGACGUCUUCGAGUUUGGCAGUGCAAAAUGGCAACAACACCCAGCCUCCACCACCGGCUGGUCAGACGUCACUUUAUCGCUGAUACGCUACGAAUGCAACGAGAUCCACCGUCUCAUCUUUCGCGGCAGAAUUGAGAUGGACCGCAAGCACAUCACCCUUCACGAUCUACGCGCCCGCGUAGAAGCCAAGAAGCGUCAAAUCCAAAGCAAAUACCUGCAGUACCUGGACGCCAAUGUUCCCAUCCAACGUUAUGCAGGCCUCGUAGCAACUCUCUUAAUGUCUCGCUGCGACUCCAUGCUCCUCUACCGGCACCUCCCGCAAACCUCCCUGCAACCACGCUCAGAAUCCGAAAACCGCCUCCGCGACGUGCUCCUCACAGCAGCUCUCACGACGCUCGAAAUUGGCGCAACGCUGGACACACUGCCCUCGCUCUCGUCAUGGGCCUGGUACUCAACGACCUACCAACAAUACCACGCCGUCCUCCUCCUCCUCACCGAACUCUACCGCACGCCCGACCUCCCGCGAAAAGAGCGCAUGGCCACAAUCAUCGACCACAUCUUCGGGCACUGCUACGGCGUCGGCGUACGAGAACGUUGCUCCGACCUCCUCUUCACCGUCAAAGAAAACCUAGAAGCCUUCUACGUAAUGAAAGGCUUCAACAAAAAGCGCCAACAAAUCGCUCCCCAGCAACAUCCCACUCUCCAACCCUUACCCUCCUUCGGCGGCUCCGUAACGAGUCCCGCGUUUGGCGCGCAGCAGACACCGAAUAACAUGCAUGGCCAUUUGCAGAGGACGCCUACGUCUGGUACGCUGGAUGGCUUGAAUGUGGAUUUCGAUAGUAUACUCGGGAGCUUGAAUGGUGGAGGCGGCGGCGGCGGUGGGGCAGGUGCUGGGUCGGCAGAGGAUUACGAUGUCUGGGGUGGCAUGAGCGCUGGUGCGGGUCAGGAUACGGGUGCUAUUUUUGUGCCGGUGGAUACGGGGCAUCAUGCUGAGUUUGGGACUACGAGUCCGAAUGGGGGGUUGCAGCAGUGGGAGAACUGGAAUUUCCCGCCUCAACAGCAGAAGUACGAGCAUUAA
Alternaria novae-zelandiae is the source of this 4071-nucleotide messenger RNA. RefSeq lists its product as uncharacterized. Gene Ontology annotation, cellular component: Golgi membrane. The transcript has 8 exons. NCBI's taxonomy places the organism in Eukaryota, Fungi, Ascomycota, Dothideomycetes, Pleosporales, Pleosporaceae. Gene Ontology annotation, molecular function: DNA binding; zinc ion binding. The coding region runs from base 1 to 4071 and encodes 1356 amino acids. Gene Ontology annotation, biological process: intracellular protein transport; DNA-templated transcription; vesicle-mediated transport. The record is from RefSeq and is a predicted model, not a curated record.